UUGAAUUUUCACUGUUUCAGAAAGAAGGGGGAAAUUUCUAUAUUUAACAAUGGGCGCGGCCUACCAAUAGAGGUGCAUCCAAUUGAAGGAAUCUAUGUUCCGACAUUAAUCUUUGGAAACUUAUUCACCUCAUCAAAUUACAAUGAUAGAGAGGUGAAAGUCGUAGGUGGACGAAAUGGCUACGGUGCAAAGUUGUGCAAUAUUUUUUCGACCGAGUUCAUAGUGGAGACGUCAUCCCAGCAAAGUGGUAAAGUCUGGACGAACAACAUGCGCAAUUUCGACGAGCCAAUGAUAAUUGAAGAUUCCAAAGCUGUGGAUGGCACUCGGAUCACAUUCCGACCCGAUUUUGCCAAAUUUGGAGUUGCUGGUCUUGACGACGCCAUUUGUAGGAUGUUUCGAAAGAGAACCUAUGAUGUGGCUGGAACGCUUAGAAACGUUACUGUGUACUACAAUGGCGAGCUGCUAGAGGUACCAUCAUUUCGCGAGUAUGUCACACUGUACUCACCGGAUGCUGAGGAGAACGACAUACUGUACGGCGGCAAACAUGUUGACCACAUCAUUGAUCAAAUAGUGAACAUCAUUAAACCGCUGGUUGAUCCGAGUCUGAAAAAUGGCAUCAAGAAAAUAGUGAUCAAAAAUCAUCUGUGCGUCUUUGUCAAUGCCCUGAUUGAAAACCCAGCAUUCAGUAGCCAGACAAAGGACAUCCUCACUACUUCAGUAUCGGAUUUUGGUUCCAAAUGCGUAGUGGACGUGACUACAGUGAAGGAAUGGGCGGAGCGAAGCGGCCUUGUGGAGGAGUUGAUGAGCGAUGCGUUGGCAAGAGAGGCACUUUUUUGUGAAUAUGGUUUUUGGUUUCUUGGUAAUUCUCAGGAUCAGGGAAAAAUGAUUCCCAGUGUCGCUUUCUUUUUGUUUUAUGCGGCUCAUGAGAGUUUCUUCAAGGGACGACCGGCCAGAAAAAGGAAGAAAGUUACUGUGGUCGAGGAUUUGUCGGACAUCGUCAAGCUGGAAGAUGCUAAUUGGGCAGGAGAUGGCGAUCGCUCAGAGGAAUGUCGCCUUCUGAUAACUGAGGGUGAGUGA
Messenger RNA from Cooperia oncophora, 1077 nucleotides. The record is from the annotation of a GenBank genome assembly. NCBI's taxonomy places the organism in Eukaryota, Metazoa, Nematoda, Chromadorea, Rhabditida, Trichostrongylidae.